Messenger RNA from Sinocyclocheilus grahami, 1560 nucleotides. Its product is annotated as calcium-binding mitochondrial carrier protein SCaMC-2-A-like. NCBI's taxonomy places the organism in Eukaryota, Metazoa, Chordata, Actinopteri, Cypriniformes, Cyprinidae. Bases 94 to 1404 code for a protein of 436 amino acids. The record is from RefSeq and is a predicted model, not a curated record. Gene Ontology annotation, cellular component: mitochondrial inner membrane. The transcript has 9 exons. Gene Ontology annotation, biological process: transmembrane transport.
CUUUACCGGCAUUUCAGCGUUUAACCGCCGGCAAGCGAGAGUGUUCUCCUCUUAUUUAUUUAUUUAUUGUCGAAGACUUGUCUUAUUUUCAAGAUGCUGUGCCUGUGCCUUUAUGUGCCCGUCCAUAAUUCAGAUCAGGUCGAGGUGGAGUACUUUGAAUCGAACGGAUUACCGUCCGAGCUGAAGUCGCUGAAGUCCCUCAGUGUGCUUCUACCUUCGCAGGAAUUCUCUACGUAUCGAAAGUGGAGGAAGAAAACCAUGAAAACUGAAGAGAAGGAGCAUAAUGGACAGCUGGACUUUGAAGAGUUUGUUCACUACCUCCAAGACCACGAGAAAGACCUGAAGCUCGUCUUUAAAAGCCUGGAUAGAAAGAUUGCUGGUCACGUGAACGCCAGUGACAUUGUGAACUCACUGCGAGAUCUUGGCGUCCAUAUUUCCCUCCAGCAAGCGGAGAGAGUCCUUCAAAGGGUUUGUUUGCAGAUCUUCGAUGUGGGAGAGAACAUGAUGGUCCCAGAUGAGUUUACCUCAGAGGAGCACAUGACGGGGAUGUGGUGGAGACAUCUGGUCGCUGGUGGAGGAGCUGGAGCGGUUUCCCGAACCUGCACUGCUCCGCUCGACCGUCUUAAAGUCCUCAUGCAGGUGCAUGGAUCUCAUGGAAACAACAUGUGUAUCAUGAGUGGUCUCACCCAGAUGAUCAAGGAAGGAGGGAUACGUUCGUUAUGGAGGGGCAACGGCAUCAACGUCAUCAAAAUCGCGCCCGAGACGGCCCUCAAAUUCAUGGCUUAUGAGCAGAUCAAACGGCUGAUGGGAAGCAGUCGGGAAACUCUGGGGAUCACCGAGCGCUUCCUAGCAGGUUCCCUGGCCGGAGUCAUCGCCCAGAGCGCCAUCUACCCCAUGGAGGUUCUGAAAACCCGUCUGGCGCUGAGAAAGACGGGCCAGUACAAGGGCAUCUCGGACUGCGCCAAACACAUCCUGAAGGGCGAGGGGGUUUCUGCGUUCUACAAAGGCUACAUCCCCAACAUGCUGGGCAUCAUCCCGUAUGCUGGCAUCGACCUGGCCGUCUAUGAGACGUUAAAGAACACUUGGCUCCAGCGCUAUGGGACGGAGAAUGCGGAUCCGGGUGUGUUUGUGCUGCUAGCCUGUGGUACGGUUUCCAGCACGUGCGGCCAACUCGCAAGCUACCCGCUAGCUCUCGUACGAACACGCAUGCAGGCGCAAGCUGCGGUUGAAGGCGCGUCUCAGGUCUCAAUGACAGGACUCUUCAAGCAGAUCAUGAAGACCGAGGGCCCCACGGGUCUCUAUCGGGGCCUGACGCCAAACUUCCUGAAGGUCAUCCCGGCCGUCAGCAUCAGCUACGUGGUGUACGAGCACAUCAAGACGACGUUAGGCGUGCAGUCAAGAUGAGGCUGUGAAUCUCGAGGCUUUGAGCCUUGCGGUGUGGAGGCCAUCUCAUUCUGUGAAUGUGAGCGAGGAUGCUGCUAACGAAUAUCUCUAUUUAUUUAGUGUUCUAGAACAGUAAAAAUGAAGUUCGGAAGCUGAAAUCAGGGACCAGUGUUUAUU